Molecule: messenger RNA, 2827 nt
Organism: Klebsormidium nitens
Lineage: Eukaryota; Viridiplantae; Streptophyta; Klebsormidiophyceae; Klebsormidiales; Klebsormidiaceae
Source: the annotation of a GenBank genome assembly
GGUUGAGCAAGGCUAAAACAAGGCGACUCUCCUAGUAGCUUGCCUGGUGCUCUUCAGGAGGUCUUCCAUGAUGUGAUCAUGGACGCAGUCAAAACAUUGUGAAAGUUUGUAAGAUAAAGUGAGCUUGUUGGCAUUGACAAUGCUGGGAUUUGGCUUCCUGCAGGCAGGCUGAGCGGUGAGCGUACACUCCUCAGGAUGGCACUGGGGCCCCUUUGGGCUUGGCUGCGCUCAGGGUCCACCAGACAGGGCCUCUUGACAGCAGCUUGGCCUGCAGGCAAGCUAGAGUGCGGCAGCACAGGCUUUGUUGGCGAGCUGCUUUCCCAAUGCAGGACGUUGCAUGGUUCGGCGGCGCUUGGCUUUAGGAACAAAGCUGCGCGGAGGGGGGCCGAAGAUGAGUGGGGUUGGAACCCCCUGCUGAGGUCGGAAGAGAGUGCGGCGCUCGGGGCGGAUGAAAUUAGAUGGGCUCUGCAGAGGGCGGAAGAGUUGGCGGAAAGGGAGAGGGAAUCGGUGGGGCAUACUGGGAACGAUGAGCGGGUGCGAGGUCCAAAAGCUAUGAGAGCAGAAGGUGGUGCUGUAGUGGAGAAUCGGGAAAGUGCGAAAAAGGGGGUGGUCGAGACAAGGGCGCGUGCGGUGGGGAAGAACGCAGCGCACAUCGAUGAAGGGCGGCGGAAAGGAGAACAAAUUGCAGGUGGAGUAAAAGCUCGACCAAAACCUGACGGGGCGAAGGCUGGAGUAGCAACAACAAGGGAGAGCUCUGUGAGAAGGCAAGGGGGGCAACUAGGGGGCGGGACACAACCGCGGCGGCUCGGGUUUGGGGUGCACAAAGAGGCCCCUUGGAGCGGACGGUUUCAGGUGCGGCAAGGGGCGGCUCUGACAGGCGACCUGUGGAACGAAGUGGCUCCUGACGUCGACGAAGGUUUCAGACAGUCUGCUGCAGAGCAAGAGAGUGUAGAUGGCGCCCAGGACAUCGCUGAGAGUGUCCGAGGUACGACUGAUGGCAUUCAGACUGGUGCGAUAGGGCGAUCGGUGGGAGAAGCUGUACAAGAGGAGUCUCAGACAGUGCCGGGGGUGUUCUCUGAGCAAGGUUUGGAAAGCGGCAACCGAUUGGACAGCAGCUGUCAAGAAGCGAGUACUUCUGAGAGAGGGCUUGACUCUUUUGAGGGGGAGGGGAGGGAUUUUGCGGGGAGGUUGUCGGGUGCUGUUAGGAUUGAGGAAGAAGCCCAGUCAACCGGGAGCAGAGCAAGAAUAUCCAGUGCAGACGGAACGAGCCCUUGGGGGGCAGAAUCGGAUCAGCUGACCCAGCAAAAAAGCACUGACAUUCAGACACGAAGCUCUUCCGCACGUUCAGGUGAAGCAGCUAGUGAGGAUAACCGAAGUUUAGAAACGCUAGAAGAAACAGACGCUCGGGUAAUGGAUAAUGCGCCAACACGCGACCUUUCAGAGCGCCAAUUGGGAAGGUCAGACGUUUCAGCACGCCUCUCAGAAGAUUCGGACGGCUCAGAUCGCUUUCUGGACGACUCGGACGCGUCUGAACGCGUUCCGGACCUUGAGGAGCUUCGGACGUGGCUGACUCAGUUGGACAGGCAGGGCGAGGGAGAACUGGAGGAGGAAGAAAAGGAGGAGCGGCAGGGCUCGGCGUCAGUUCCCGUGGAAAAGCAGAAGUCGCUGAGACUGGCAAUUAUGGGGCCACCAAAUGCGGGGAAGUCGGUGCUCACGAAUGCCCUGGUCGGCACCAAGGUGUCCGCCGUGUCCGCCAAGACCAACACGACGCGCGCGCCGAUCAUCGGCGUCUCGACGCACCGCACGACGCAGCUCGUCGUCUGCGACACCCCGGGGCUCGCCAGCCUGGCCCCGGGGCGUGAGCUGCGCAGCACGAACCAGCAGCUGGUCAACCGAGCGCAGAGGGCGGGGGCGGACUGUGAUGUCGUCAUUGUCGUGAUCGACGUUGCGCGGGAGAUUGAGAGGCCGGAUCCGCGGAUCCCUCGCAUGAUUGCCAAGCUAGGCGAGCAGUUGCCGACCGGUCAGAAGCACGCGCUUGUGCUGAACAAGGUGGACGCCGUCGGGCGUGCGGACCGUCCGAAACUGGAGGAGCUGUGCGAGCGGCUGAUGAUGCUGCACGCGUUUGACAGGUGCUUCGUGACGUCAGGGAAGCGCGGGCUGGGGCUCAAGCAGCUGUACCGCUACCUCCGAAAGAACGCCGUGCUGCGGCCCUGGGAGCUGCCCGAGGGCCGUCCGACGGACCUUUCGGACGAGCAGCGCGCGAUGGACAUCGUCCGGCAGCACCUGCUGGACCGGCUGCACAAAGAGAUUCCGUACAAGGUGGUGGUUAAGCCGGUGGGUUGGGCGGAAUCCGGUGACGGCGUGCUGGAGAUCCGGCAGGACCUGAUCGUCGACCGGAAGAAGAUCAAAGCGAUGGUGGUCGGCAAGAAGGGGGCUACAAUAAAGCAGAUUACUCUGGGGGCUCGGGAGGAGCUCGGUGAAAUACUCGGACGUCGAAUUGAGCUGUUUUUGAACAUCCGAGUCGAGGGCACGUAACUAUAUGAGAAACCCGCUGACAAUCGGGGGCGAACGGCUCCCGUGACGUCAGCUCUCAGUGCGUUUAGGCGGCAUUGCGCGGACGAGUCAACUGCGUAGCGGUAUGAUACAUUGCAGAGAAGCUAGGACAGCGAUGUGCUGAGUACGUUUUGUAACGUAGUCUAUCAAAUCGUGAGCUACAUUACUUUGCGGUGAUGAUCGGAUUUGAAUUCUUGCCACUUGCUGUGUCCUGUCAGGGCCGUCCGGUUUGGCAACAAAAGCGAACUGAUCGUGAGGUCGCUCUUUGAGGAGC